CGUGCGCCCCUUCCAAACCCUCCACCCCUUCUUUCUCACUUCGUCACUCUCUUUCAAGUUUCAAAACUGAACACAGCUUGAUUUUCAGUUCAUCAUUUCUGCUAAUCUCAGCUUACAAGCAAUGCUAAAGAAUAAAAGCUUUUUUCUUGAAGUUCCCAUCUUUGAUUGGUUUAAUGGAGCGCUUGAGGUUUCGGAUAACGGGAAAGAAGGCAUCUUUUAUACUCUUUCUGCUGCCUACGCGUUUGUCUCCUUCAUUGCCCUGGUACAACUCAUUCGCAUCCAAUUGCGUCUUUCAGGAAUUGGUUGGACAACACAGAAGGUUUUUCACUUGAUGAAUUUUGUUGUCUGUGGAUUGAGAGCGAUUUUAUUUGGCAUCUACAGGAGUGUGUUUUAUCUGAGACCAAAAGCACUUGAGAUGAUGCUUCUGGAUCUCCCUGGUCUUCUAUUCUUUUCCACAUAUACGCUGCUAGUUCUAUUUUGGGCUGAAAUAUACCAUCAGGCAAGAAACCUUCCCAUUGAUAAACUUCGACCUGCAUAUUAUGCAGUUAAUGCGGUCGUGUAUCUUAUACAGAUAUGCAUCUGGAUCUUCAUCAGGCUUGGCCCGACUUCGACUGGUGUUGAAACUGCUAAACUCUUUUUCGCAGUUAUUUCGUUUUGUGCUGCUCUGGGAUUUGUCAUGUAUGGUGGAAGGUUAUUCGCAAUGCUUCGGCGCUUUCCUAUUGAAUCUAGAGGCCGUCAGAAGAAGCUUCAUGAGGUUGGCUUUGUGACUGGUAUUUGCUGCACUUGUUUCUUGAUCAGAUGUGUAGUGGUUGCUAUUUCUGCUUUUGACGGGAAUGCUGAUGUUGAUGUCAUUGACCAUCCUGUUCUCAUUCUCAUCUAUUACAUGGUGGUGGAGAUAUUGCCUUCUAUAUUAGUGCUCUUUAUCCUGCGCAAAUUGCCUCCAAGACGCGUAUCAGAGCAGUAUCAUCCUAUUCAAUAACUGAUAAAAAGGGCAAAGCUGAUCUUAAUGCUUCACAGUUUUUGUUGGGAGAAGCCUUUUUCACAGAACGAAGUCAUUAAAAAUAUUCACAAUUUUUUUUCCUUUUUUUUGGUGGUUGCCGUUUGUUCAAUUGAUUUGUGGAAAAGAAGUCUAGUUUGACUGCAACUCAUAGUUGUUUAGAAGUCCUGAAAUUAUUAGCUAUUCGGAGUGUCAAAGAUAGAGAAGAAUUUUGAUACGCCUAAGAGAGUAGCAGUUAGAAGUUUAAUGGGAUUCAAACGUGCUACCUGAGGUUA
This is a messenger RNA of Nicotiana tabacum (common tobacco), 1272 nucleotides long. RefSeq names its product tobamovirus multiplication protein 1-like. The record is from RefSeq and is a predicted model, not a curated record. NCBI's taxonomy places the organism in Eukaryota, Viridiplantae, Streptophyta, Magnoliopsida, Solanales, Solanaceae.